Penicillium subrubescens is the source of this 1203-nucleotide messenger RNA. RefSeq lists its product as uncharacterized. Bases 1 to 1203 code for a protein of 400 amino acids. NCBI's taxonomy places the organism in Eukaryota, Fungi, Ascomycota, Eurotiomycetes, Eurotiales, Aspergillaceae. The record is from RefSeq and is a predicted model, not a curated record. The transcript has a single exon.
AUGCCCCAUCGAAUCCCACCUUCAAAGGCGAAUAUACCAGAGCCGGAAUCGCCCAUUGGAAUCCCACCUUCAAAUUCAAAGGAGAAUAUACCAGUGCCGGAAUCGCUCACUGGGGACUCUCCAGAGGCGGAGUCUCUUGGGAUUGACUUGUCCGGCUGCUUGCAGCAUCUCUCCUUGGAAACAUCGAGUGAGAUACGCAGUGUCGACCCUGAACCUGUUGGAUUUAAUCCAUUUGAGGUAUACCUCCAGGCUGAAUCUGGCGAACAGCCACAGCCCCGUUUUGUCGAACAUCUAGUCCGGGAUGUUAUUCGACCCCAGCUGGAGGGGCUCAGACAAUGUCGUUGGUUUGAGAUCGAGGAUUUGCAUGCCCUAUAUGAGAGUGCCCGAAAGUUCCAAAUGAAAUGGAACGUGCCUGAAACAAGCUUUCAGAAUUUCUGCACACUGCUCUCGGGUUGCUUGGAUUUCCCGUCCAUUUUGCUGCUUAAUCCCAGCCCCUUGGAUCAUCUGCCCUUUGAUGAAAUGCUCGAGGAAUCGCCAACCCUGCUAUGGCUACAGGAUGUUCUUCGACCCAUGCAUCUUACUAUCAGGGACAUCAUUGUUUUCGAUACGUUCCCAAUGGUUACCGAUGACUUCAUGGAUCAGCUGAGUGAAGAGAACCGACGCAAUUUCGUUCUUGAGGCGUUUGACCUUACACUUCUGUGUUUAUCCCACAUUCGUCCUCAGAUUCUAAUCUCUUGCCAGUGCGGGACUCAGCCGUUAAACGUUCGAUGGGGGUUUGUGGACCACACGGUCGCUCGGAACCUCUGCUCGUCGGUGAGCAAUGCUCGAGCGCAACGAGUCCGCGCGGUUAACGUUGAGUCACACGCAAUUCAUGUGGUUCAAGGGUUUCACCCCAAUUAUGUGGUCAAGAUGAUGCGGUCCAAUGCAGGAUUUGACCUCGAUACCAUGUUACAAGAUCUGUUCCAGAGGGUUUUCCAGCCAUUUGGGGAUUGGAAAUCGGAUCGGGACGCGAUGGAACGGGAAAUACAGGAAUCGGCUACUUUGGUGCGUGCUGGAUUAUUAGUCCAGCUGAGCCAAGUGAAGCAGUAUCGACGGGCUUGCCAGCGAAAUUUGCAGUUUGGAAUCGCUGGCCCCGUGUCGGUUGAGAGGGUAGAGGAAGUACAGUCACUGAUGGAGGAGUGGAUUAGAUGGUUCAGUGUCUAG